Molecule: messenger RNA, 1104 nt
Organism: Symbiodinium sp. CCMP2592
Lineage: Eukaryota; Dinophyceae; Suessiales; Symbiodiniaceae
Source: the annotation of a GenBank genome assembly
AUGUUGCUGGACCAGCUCGAAGACGUAAGGCGCUUUACGCACGAGCUGGGCCCCUCCGUGCGAGAGCUUCAGGAGAUCAGCAAGUUACUCCUGACGCCAUGGUCAGACACGUCUCAUGGCAUCAUCUUUCUCAGCCGCAGCAAACUCAACGUGUGGAGCCAAGCAGAGGCAGACGCAGUCGUCACCGCGCAGGGACGCAUCGCGUUCAACUGCUGCCUUGUGAUGAUAAAGCUCUUUGGGCAGAUCGAGGCAUGUCCAGAGGUGGCAUUGCGGGCGGCGCUGAACCAACCGGAGAGACCCACAGCGUUGGUCCACGGACUCAGAGCUUGCACCAUGAACUCCCACAAGUUCUACUACCCGAGAGACUAUGCCCCUGCCGCAGAGAGGGUGAGGUUCCUCGAGAAACCUGAGGGAGGCGUGAACGCAGAGAACAUCACGAAGCAGCUGGAGGUAAUGUUCCCAAAAUCCAAGCACACAGGUGAGUCGAGCAAAUGGGUGAACUAUGGCAGCCGCACUGUCCGCAGCGAUAGCUGUCUCUCGAUCGGAUUCUUGGGAGCCGGAUCAGCGGAAGAGUGUCAGUCCGGUUGUGAUCGAGUGGACGACAAGGCGUGCAACACUGCAGUCUUCGAAGAGGAAGACGGCUGGUGCAGCUUGUGGAAAUGCUCCCCCUGGGACACUUUUCCACGGCAGCCGGGCAAGGUGCUGUCAAUCAGGACUGAUGUCCCGCCGGACCUGAACAUCAGCUUUCGCCGCGAAGGAAGAUCCUGCAUGGCUCAGUUCACCUUGUGGAUGAUCCCGAUAGCCUCACAGGAAGGGAAUCAGGUGAUCGAGGUGUACCAGGCGUGGCGUUCGAAGCAGGUGACACUUGAACAGAUUGCACAUCUUCAUGGGCACGAGAUGGCCGAGCUUGUGGUCGCUCAUGACUGGGUCGGUGCAGACGGGGCUGACGCUUUGGAGGGGACCGUUCGUGCACGAGAGGUCAUGAUCACGAUACUGGUCUUACCAAUGCGAACGUUGCCGAAUGUGGGAGAUACUCAUCCGGAGAUGGAGAUGGAGUCUGAGGAGGACAGGAAGCGGGGGGACGGGGGGCGAGGGUGCCCUUAG